Molecule: messenger RNA, 1411 nt
Organism: Hevea brasiliensis (rubber tree)
Lineage: Eukaryota; Viridiplantae; Streptophyta; Magnoliopsida; Malpighiales; Euphorbiaceae
Product: protein SYM1
Exons: 4
Coding region: 321-1079 (252 amino acids)
Cellular component (GO): membrane; cytoplasm
Source: RefSeq, a predicted model, not a curated record
AGAAGCAAAAUCCUGGUGCAAAUCAAUUUAAGGGAAAUAUACUUCCGUCAAAACGUAGACCCGUUCCCGAAUCAAAUAGCUGAGAAGUGGACGCAUCACCGCCUAUGUCGCGACUCAGGGCAGCCUGGGAAUGCCUCCACGUUGGCACCGGAAUGCAUGGUUUUUGAAUUAGCAGUUUUGGCAUAUGACGGAUUGUCUUCUGCUAGAGAGCCAUGUGAUUCAAUUAAACUUUGUCAAUUUUUGUGCCGAUAGAGACGCAUCUUGAGUUCUUUAGAAGCUAUCAUUUUCUUCCCAAAAUCGCCAAAUCCCUCUACCACAAAAUGAGCAGCAUUUCUUCAAUAAGAAAUAUCAGCAAACGCAACCUAUGUUCCAAUUUUUUUAUUGGAACUUCCCUUCCAAGCCUACAAUGGAGAUUCUACAGUCGCGCUCGCUCUCCUCAGCAAUUCACCAGAACCAUAAACCUCAAAGUCUCUCCCUUUCUCUAUACACCGUUUCCCUCGCAUCCCUUUUCGACUUUGAAUUCGAAAUCUAAAGUUGGAUUUAUAGGAUGGUAUUUGGGGAAGCUCGAUUCACGCCCAAUCCUGACGAAAACUAUCACAACUUCUCUUAUUUUCGCCGCUGCUGACUUGACCGCUCAGAUGUUGUCACCAUCAUCUGGAUCUGGUUCAUUUGACUUAAUAAGGACACUACGCAUGGCUGCAUAUGGGUUGCUGAUUUUAGGGCCAUCACAGCAUCUGUGGUUCAAUCUUAUGUCAAAAACUUUGCCAAAACGUGAUGUGUUGACUACCUUGAAGAAAACUUUUAUGGGACAGGCUAUUUAUGGACCUGCUAAUGCCAUUGUUUUCUUCUCCUACAAUGCAGCUUUACAAGGUGAAAGUGGUGAUGAGAUUGUUGCUAGAUUGAAGCGUGAUGUGCUCCCAACAUUGAGAAAUGGUCUUUUGUAUUGGCCAUUCUGUGAUUUUUUUACAUACAAAUUUGUUCCAGUUCAUCUACAGCCAUUGGUGAACAGUGUGUGUGCAUAUCUAUGGACAAUCUAUUUAACAUACAUGGCAAGCUUACAAAAAGUGAUCACCAGUUAAUCUUUAGAAUUUUACUUCAAAUCAUCCACAGCUUGUACGCACUAUGAGUUAGCUAAAGAAAGAGGAGAAGAACCUGACUGGUGCGACCCAUCUUGCUGGUUCUAGAUUAAUCAUUAAUAUUAAAUUUCUUAUUGUUGCUGGUAGGUAUUCUUUUAGUUAUAGAUAAUCAGUUUCUUUAUGAAUUUAAUGUCCGGAUCCGGUUGGUUAGAUUUUGGAUUUGAAAUGCAUUUCAACGACAGAUAAUUGACUUCUAGCUUCUUGCAUAUGCAAGUUAACAAAUUCUGCUUUUGAUGUUGACUGGAUUACUAGCAUGCAAUACAUAUGUUUUCUUU